Messenger RNA from Colletotrichum tamarilloi, 561 nucleotides. RefSeq lists its product as uncharacterized. Lineage: Eukaryota; Fungi; Ascomycota; Sordariomycetes; Glomerellales; Glomerellaceae. The record is from RefSeq and is a predicted model, not a curated record. The transcript is spliced from 2 exons. Bases 1 to 561 code for a protein of 186 amino acids.
AUGUCGCUGCAUCCCCGUUUGGUCAUUUUGGCGUCACAACUUGGCCUGCAUUUCACAUGCGAGGGUCGAGUCAAUUCCCCACAGGUUGCGCCCUCCGAGUUCUUCCCGCGUGUGAGGUGUGGAUUUGUCCUCCGAGUGGAUAUCGACGAACCUACGGGUUUCGGGUCCUUGGCCGAGUCCAGUGUCGAAGGAAAUAACCGGAGGAGCGGAGUAAAAUCGAGAAGGAUGGGAAGAAAGUUGACAGGAAAAGUGAUAAACAUGCAUGCGCCUCAAAUGCUCAUGGUCCCAGUCCGUCGCUAUGCAUGUGGUGUCGAAUCAAAUAAAAAUCAAAAGUGCUGUGAGUGGUGGCCUGGUCCUUUGGCUCACCCGUGUGAGAGAGAAUGUGUGUUGUGCCGGAGGCUUUGCAGCGUGCGUUGUGCUGAGUUGGAGGUGAAAUGUGACCCCACGUCGCUGGCCAGUCUUAGCCCCGCAUCUCCCAAGCUCACUCGCUAUGAGGAAACUCGGAGGUGCUCGUCGCAUGUCGCUGGCAUCAGGCCAUGCUCUCGGAACCGGGCCGUGUAG